AUGCGGGCAGCACCGCUGUGGGAGCGGAAACACAAAGAGGGGAAGGGGCAUAAAGAGAGAGAAACUGUGGAGCCCGGGCACAAGGGCCACAGGCAGGACCUGAGGUACCCGAGCGCAGAAAAGCCCCCGGGAAGAGCCCCACGCACCCCCGGCGUGAACCCGGCGCUGAGAGACGGAGCGGCAGCACCCUCCCUACCCAGCUCCGCCCGCCACAAAAUGGCGGCCGCACGACCCUUAGGCACCGCCCCCUCAUUGGCCGCGCUAAGAGCUGCGCUGCCACUGGGCGGUGGCGCUGCGGUCGCUACGGGAGGUCCCGACGCCACCGAGAUUCCUGCGUCCCCGGCAGCUCCGGGAGUGGCCGCUGCGCUCGUAUCCCGGGCGGGGAGGCGGGUGAGAGCCGGUGCCGGAGAAGAUCGGGUGGAUGGCCCGACGGCCCUAGAACACAGCGGCGGAACCUGGCCGCGGGGAGGAAGGCGCCUCAGCCCUGCCGGUCGGAGCGGCCCCGUGCGGAGCUAUGGCUGUGGCCGUCACCACGAAGACGGCCUGGAAGCUGCAAGAGAUCAUGGCAUCACAGCAAGCAAUGUCUCCUCACUGGUCCUGGGGAAAAGUUCAGGUCGGCUGCUGGCUACUGGAGGAGAUGACUGUCGGGUCAACAUAUGGUCAGUUAACCAAGCCCAACUGCAUCAUGCCCUGACAGGCCACACAGCACCCAUUGAGACUCAGAUCAACACAAACGAGGAACUCAUUGUCGCAGGGUCCCAGUCAGGGUCCAUUCGAGUCUGGGACUGGAAGCUGCCAAAGUAUGUUUCCAUGAUUCUUCGUACACUGGUUGGUCACAAAGCAAAUAUCUGCAGCCUUGAUUUCCAUCCUUUUGGAAGCUUUGUGGCAUCUGGCUCUUUGGACACAAACAUUAAGCUCUGGGAUGUCAGAAGAAAAGGCUGUGUCUUUAGAUACAAGGGUCACACAGAAGCAGUUCGUUGUCUCCGCUUUAGUCCUGAUGGGAAGUGGUUAGCCUCUGCUGCUGAUGACCACACUGUAAAGCUGUGGGAUCUGGCUGCUGGGAAGAUAAUGUUUGAGUUCACAGGGCAUACUGGCCCAGUAAGUGUUGUUGAAUUCCAUCCCAAUGAAUACCUUUUGGCUUCUGGCAGCUCUGACAGGACUGUUCGGUUCUGGGACUUGGAGAAGUUUCAAGUUGUGAGCUGUAUUGAAGAGGAGGCUACUCCUGUCAGGUGUGUGUGCUCUUCAAACCCAGAUGGCUGCUGCUUGUACAGUGGCUUCCAGGAUUCGCUGCGUGUGUACGGCUGGGAGCCAGAGCGCUGCUUUGAUGUGGUCUUGGUGAACUGGGGAAAAGUUGCUGACCUAUCUAUCUGCAACAACCAGCUGAUAGGAGUUUCCUUUGCACAAAGCACAGUCUCUUCCUUCGUUGUGGAUCUCAGCAGAGUCACAAAGUCUGGUUCGGUUCCUCAUGGGCUGCUCAGGGAUGACAAACCUCUUGUGCCUCCUGCUCCCAUGGGAUCCUCCCUUCGCCGCAUCUAUGACAGGCCCUCAACUAGCUGCAGCAAGCCACAAAGAGUGAAGCACAACUCGGAGAGUGAGAGACGCAGUCCCAGCAGUGAGGAUGACCGGGAUGAGAAGGAAUCAAAGGCUGAGAUCCAGAAUGCAGAGGAUUACAAUGAGAUCUUCCAGCCCAAGAAUGCUAUCUGUCGAACUCCUCCUAAAAACAAUGAGCCCUUUCCUGCCCCUCCAGAGGACGAGCCCGUAAUAGCAAAGGAGGCAGUGAAGCCCAACCAAGCUGCAGACGUCCAGACUCUGUUGCCAAAGCAGGAACUUCCUGAUCCAGUCCAGAGGCCACCAAUUGUUUCCUCAACUUCACUGACCCGAACAGAGCCAUCAGUGAUUCCUGCAGCCAGGAAUGAACCCAUUGGCCUGAAAGCCUCUGACUUUCUACCAGUAAGUGUCUCUGGACAAAAGCUGUGAAAAAACCAAAGCCAGACUGAGCUCUUGGAUGAGGAAGCAAUGUCCCAGAUCAGGAAAGGCCAUGAGACCAUGUGUGUGGUGCUCACCAGCCGCCACAAGAACCUGGACACCGUGCGGGCUGUGUGGAGCACCAGUGACAAUCAAGGCAAGGAUAAUUCUGUGGAUUCUGCAGUGGCGAUCAACGAUCUGUCUGUUGUCGUGGACCUGUUGAAUAUUGUCAACCAAAAAGCGUCUCUCUGGAAGCUGGAUUUGUGUACAAUAAUUCUGCCACAGAUAGAGAAGCUCCUCCAGAGCAAAUACGAAAGUUACGUGCAGACUGGUUGCACCUCCCUGAAACUUAUUCUCCAGAGAUUGCCACUAAUAACAGAUAUCCUUGCUGCACCACCUUCUGUCGGAGUAGACAUCACCAGAGAGAAAGGUAAGGCUUCAUAAUGCAAGCUGUGCUACAAGCAGCAAAACAUCAGCAACAUCGUCAAGAACAAGUCUGGGCUCAGUGGCCGCCAUGGUAGUGCCUUUCGGGAACUGCACCUCCUCAUGGCUGUCCUGGAGUGACAGCUCCCACCUCCUCAGUGCAGACACCAGGUGGCCAAGCUCCCCUCUGCUUGUGGUCUGGCUUGAUUUCACCUCUGUCUUUCUUCCCCUCAUGGCACAGCAGGGAAGUGAAAUCUUGCUGGCUUAUGGCCGGCCCAGCUCCAGCGCCUUUCGGGGCACCAUGGAGGGAAGACAUGAGUGAUCUGUGCUGGGUGAGGGGACCUGGCUGGGAGAGGGCUCUGCAAAGCCCCUGUAGGGAAGCAGCUUCAUUUCAUCUCUUCAUCUCCACAUCAAACUCUGAGCUGCUUGGACUGUGUGCUGGCCUUUCCUUGUCAGGAGGGUCCACACCUGCUGACCCACCCAACUCAUCUGUGCUGUCCCUUCUUGUUGCGUGGCUCUGGGACUGCAGCACCCCACAAAAGUCUGCUGUGGGGCAGAGUGCCCUUUUUCUGUGGAGGGAACUUCAGUCUGCCCUGUGGGACUGGCCUCCUUGGCUGCUUUGACACCCAUGAGCCAGGACACCAUGCCAACAUGCCUGUUGUCAUCUCGAGGGAGGUAUGGGAGGAGGCUGACUCUUGGCUUAUCAAAAAUCCCUGCUGGCACCCACAGAAGACCAAUAGCUUCAGACUGUUGCUGGGAACUGAGGUCUGCCUGGACCUGAUAAAAUACCUGACUUCAUCAGGACUUCUCGUAUGUGUUUGCCUUUGGGUGUAAGGAUUUGGGAGGGUGGAAGUACAGAGGGACAUGGGCUAACGUCUUUCUAUAUCCACUGGACCGCUCUUAGAAGUUUUUUGUUGUUUUUUGUUGGGUUUCUUUUGUUUGUUUUUUGUUUGUUUGUUUUGUUUGUUUUUUCCCCCCAAUAAAUGUCUGUCAGAACC
Messenger RNA from Calypte anna (Anna's hummingbird), 3386 nucleotides. It is a transcript of the gene KATNB1, whose product is annotated as katanin regulatory subunit B1. Lineage: Eukaryota; Metazoa; Chordata; Aves; Apodiformes; Trochilidae. Gene Ontology annotation, biological process: microtubule severing; microtubule depolymerization. The record is from RefSeq and is a predicted model, not a curated record. Gene Ontology annotation, cellular component: katanin complex. Gene Ontology annotation, molecular function: microtubule binding.